GCGCCGCGGCCCCGCCCCCCGUCGCGCUCCUCUGGCUCUCUGGGACAGGCGUCUCCUCAGAGCUGUGGCCCUGCCGGUCGCGCAGAGCCUUGCUUGGCGCCCCCUCUAGUCCUCAGCAGCCCGGCCGCCGGGCCAUGGCGGGGAGCCGGCAGCACGCAGCGGCCGUGCAAGCUCGCGGCGCGCUCACGCUGCUGGCGCUGGUCCUGUGUGCGCCCGGGGUGGGCGGCCGGGCGCUCGAGUGGUACUCGGCCGUGGUGGGCAUCAAGUACAUGGACCCGCAGUCCAACCGGACGGUGUGGAGCGAGUCGGAGAGCGGCCGCUUCGGCGAUAGCUCGCCUAAGGAGGACACGCAGGGCCUGGUGGGCGUCCCGCACGCGCCCGCGGACGUGGAGGGCUGCGCGCCCGACACGCGCUUCUUCGUGCCGGGCGGCCGGGGCGCGGCGCCCUGGGUCGCGCUGGUGGCGCGCGGCCGCUGCACCUUCAAGGACAAGGUGCUGGCGGCGGCGCGAAGGAACGCUUCGGCCGUGGUGGUGUACAACGAGGAGCACUAUGGCAACGCCACCGAGCCCAUGUCCCACGCGGGAACAGGAAACAUAGUCGUCAUUAUGAUUAGCUACUCAAAAGGAAGAGAAAUUUUCAAUCUGGUGGAAAAAGGAAUUCCAGUACAAAUGACCAUAGGGAUUGGCACCCGUCAUAUGCAGGAGUUCAUCAGCGGUCAGUCUGUGGUGUUUGUGGCCAUUGCCUUCAUCACAAUGAUGAUUAUCUCAUUAGCCUGGCUAAUAUUUUAUUAUAUACAGCGUUUCCUAUAUACUGGCUCACAGUUUGGAAGUCAGAAUCAUAGAAAGGAAACUAAGAAAAUUAUUGGCCAGCUUCCUCUGCAUACUGUAAAGUCUGGAGAAAAGGGAAUUGAUGUUGAUGCUGAGAACUGUGCAGUGUGUAUUGAAAAUUUUAAAGUAAAGGAUGUUAUCAGAAUCCUGCCAUGCAAGCAUAUUUUUCAUAGAAUAUGCAUUGACCCAUGGCUUUUGGAUCACCGAACGUGUCCAAUGUGUAAACUUGAUGUCAUCAAAGCCCUGGGAUAUUGGGGGGAUCCUGAGGAUACACAGGAGCUGUCUACACCAGAAGCUACCCCAGGAAGUGUUUCUGCUGGGAAUCUGAGUAUGACUUCCCAGGAAGAGGACAGAAGUGCUGAAAGCAACCUGCCAUCAUCAUCCACGAGUGAAUCUGGGCCUCGCUGCCCUAGCAGGUUUAAGGAAGAUGCAGGGGAAGACACAGCAUUGCUAGGAGCGGGGAGGAGUGACCCUCAGCAUGGAGGACCCAUCUGCUAGCGCAUAUCUCACUGACAGCGUCACCAACAGCCUUGGCUUGAACUAAAGGAUACUUUAUUUUUUUACAUUAGAACAUAGUUUGUAUACUUGAAACCAUUAUUUUACCUUUCAGAUUUGAUAUACAAAGGGCUGAGAUAUUUUAUCCUAAAAAACUUUUUAAAUUAGCCUUCAUCUAUCUACUAAAAUGUGGUGUUUAUGAUAAACUGUGUUGGUUCAGAUUGUCCAAAAGACAAUGUCUAGGGAAAGCACUCUAGUGUGGAAGAUGGUGGUAUUUCUAAAGACUAGCUUCUAUGGUACUAUAAAAACAAGAUUCUGUUUCUCAGGCUUCUGAGACAAAGUACACUAAGUUAAAGUAGAAUUGUAUAAUGUGACAUAGUAAAUUGAUUGCAUGGACUUUGCCUGAAGCAGAGACUCUAGAACUUCAAUAAGAAAUCUUGCUGUGGGCAGUGGUACACACCUGUCAUCCCAGCACUCAGGAGGCUGAGCCAAGAGGAUCUCGAGUUCAGAGUGAGCCUAGGCUAGACAGCAAAGACCCUACCUCAGAGAGAGUGGGAGGGGAGACAGAAACCAGUUAUCUUGCACUGUAUUGUACAUAGAUUUUAAAAACCCAAGCUUUGGUGUUACUGUAAGAAAAGCACUAGAUGAUUUUAGAAUUUGUAUUUUUACUUUUAUUACCUAAUUUCUUUUGACACUUGAUUGGGAAGGAAAUUUGUUCAUAUUUUCCUACAAAUGAAAAGGCCAAUAUCCUGUGUUGCACAUUAAAAUUCUGAUUCAUUAAGGAAAUCAAGUAGGCAUACUGUGAGGUUUUUAAGUGAUUAUUAUAUUGGUUCUGAUCCUUAAAAAGACAAUUUUUAUUUUUGUUGUUGGAAUGCAAUAACGUUUUCCUAAAGAGAUUUCAAGCCAACUCAGCACUGGGACCUUGUCUGACCAUAGACUCAUUUUUACUCAUUUGCUGUUCUCAUAGGUAAAGCUUUGAAGAUUGUUAGAAGUCUGUUUUAUGUAACCAAACACACGCACAGAACUUUCUUCUCACUUCCUGUACGUGGAAGUCAGAACUGAGGCAGGGUUUUUGUUUUGUUUUGGGGGCGUUUUUUUAGGAGUACAGAAUUGUGCUAGUUAGGCCUUUGUUGUGCCUUACCGUGUUCUGUGUGUCUUUAUUUUGUAGAAAAAAGUAAAUAUUGAAAAUAAAACUUUAAAAGUUGAAUUUGGUGGGCAUAGUGAUGUAUAUCUUUAAUCCCAGCACUCAGGAGGCAGAAACAUAGUAAGACAUUGUCUCUAAACAAAACACCUGAACUUUCUUUGUAGCCAUAGCUAAGAUACGCUUUAUAAGAUUUAUUUUAUUGAGCUAUUUGGAGUUUUACCAAAAAGAGCUAUACAGCAAGAUUAAUAUGAUGAGCUGUGGAAGGAGAGUUUGUUUUACUUCGAGCACUUAACAGUCUCAAAGUUUGUUUUCACAAUUCUCACCGAACUCUUUUUCUGUGAUCAGUGCAAAUAGGAAAAUAUAUUUAAUUCUGUAUCAAGUAGAUUAUUUGGUUUUAUCUUUUAAGAAUGUACUAAGGAAAAUGUUUUCUUUCCAGUAGUUAAAAAAGAUAGCUUUUUUAAAAGGAUGUUUUUAAUCAUUGUAGAAGUGUGAUUUGUGUUUGGGGUUUCUUUUUUUUGUUGAGGCACUCUCACUGUGUAACCCAAUCUGAGUUUGAAUUCACCAUCCUCCUGCCUCAGCUCCACAGUGCUGAGGUUACAGGCAUAUACCACCUCUCCCGGCUCUGAAGUGUUUUGAAGAUUGCAGGCAACAUUCAUGACUCCGAAGCUCAUUUGCCGUGGUUCCUUGCCAACCUGGCUUCUUCACUAUGCCAUCUUUUCCCAGCAGAAACUCACUAGAGCGUUGUGACCUACAGUAUCACUUGGUUAUUUGAAGAUUUAAGUUGGAACUAAGACAUUUCAUGAAGUUUAGCCUAAGUUAAAUUAAACUCUUUAAUUAACAUGA
Messenger RNA from Nannospalax galili (Upper Galilee mountains blind mole rat), 3309 nucleotides. It is a transcript of the gene Rnf149, whose product is annotated as ring finger protein 149. Lineage: Eukaryota; Metazoa; Chordata; Mammalia; Rodentia; Spalacidae. The coding region runs from base 135 to 1325 and encodes 396 amino acids. The transcript is spliced from 8 exons. The record is from RefSeq and is a predicted model, not a curated record.